Paramacrobiotus metropolitanus is the source of this 855-nucleotide messenger RNA. RefSeq lists its product as uncharacterized. The transcript has 3 exons. The record is from RefSeq and is a predicted model, not a curated record. Lineage: Eukaryota; Metazoa; Tardigrada; Eutardigrada; Parachela; Macrobiotidae. Bases 316 to 855 code for a protein of 179 amino acids.
UGUACUUGCAGUCUUGCAUCAGUGCAUAUCCGCGCCAACACCACAACACAAGAGCUAAUCUUAUCGUGGACGCCGAAAAACUGCGGACGAUGGGAAUUAGCUAGGCAGUAGGCACUGUUAAGCAAUCUUGGAAUUCUUGUGGAAUACAGAGUGAUAAGAGUACCGCGGUAUCAGCGAUAUUGGCCUGGAUAAGAGCAAGUAUGCUACUGGGAAAACGUGAACGCUGGUAUUCCAGUCAGUCAGCACAUGCAGGCGAGCUAUACCUACUCGGAGCAAGUCACCCUGAAAAAGUCAAUAAUUUAAUAACGCCUCAUAAUGCACUAUCGACGACAAUGCAAUACCCUGCUGCGUUAUAUAUAUUUCACCUCCCGCAGAUGCCCGUAUAAAGUGACUACGACGAGCUCUGCAUUCAACGGAUUUCCGCAGGACGAAUCACUAGCCAUGGACAACGCCACAGCUCACGCCAUCAUCAUCACCGCCCCGGCAGCUCUGGUCAUCUGGUUUGCGGUGUCCAGCGCCACCUGCGUCGUGGGCGCCGUGGCCGGCAUCCUGCUCGUGGCGGCGCUGAGCACGAAGCCGGAGCGGUGGGAAGGCACCAACCUCCUCAUCCUCCACCUGCUCCUCGUCGAAAUCGUCAACCUGACCUUUGUGGCCUUCUACCACAAUGCCGCCAUCUUCUGGCCGCAGUCCGGAUGGACGCUGAACGUGGAUUGCGUGGCGGCCACUUUCUUCCAGUACAUGCUCCUCUGCGUCGUCCACUGGAACACGUGGGUGUUGCGAAAUCUUGUCCCGCGAGUGAUGGUGGGCGUCGGUGUUGAUUUAAGCGACAUGACCGCUGCGUGCACUGUUGACUAG